AUGGAAAAAUCCAAAAAUUUCCGGAUCGAUGCUCUCCUAGCAGUCGACCCUCCCAAAGCAGCCUCCGCCGCCUCCGCACAGACCUCACCGCUGGCCUUGGUCACCUCCCUCGCGAACACAUCUGGCCACAGCAGCAGCAGUAACAGCAGCAGCUGCAGCCCCCCGUCCUCCUCCGAGCGCCACAGCGGCGGCUCCUCGGACUGCCUGCGGACUGAGAGCCCUUCGCCGCCGCGGAUCCUCGCCGCACAUUGCGGGCUGGUGCCCAAGCCCGGGUUCCUGACCAGCACCAGCAGCGCCAGCAGCCAUCACCACCACCAUCACUCCGCCGGGGGCAUGGCCCUAGGACUGCACCAGGGGGGAGCGGGCAUCCCCACCCAGGCUGCCCUCUACGGGCACCCCAUGUACAGCUAUUCGGCAGCCGCUCUGGCCGGGCAGCACCCCGCUUUGUCUUACUCCUACUCCCAGGUGCAAGGGGCUCACCCUUCUCACCCUGCCGCAGACCCCAUCAAACUCAGUGCCGGCACUUUUCAGCUGGAUCAGUGGUUACGAGCAUCCACAGCGGGCAUGAUCCUCCCUAAAAUGCCGGACUUUAACUCCCAGGCGCAGUCCAACCUGCUGGGGAAGUGCCGGCGGCCCCGCACCGCCUUCACCAGCCAGCAGCUGCUGGAGCUGGAGCAUCAGUUCAAACUGAACAAAUACCUCUCCAGGCCCAAGCGCUUCGAGGUGGCCACGUCUCUCAUGCUCACGGAGACCCAGGUGCGUAUUAUGUGGUCCAAUCGAAAAGCGGAAGUUAAAAAGCCAAGGAGCAGGGCGGCGCAGGAGGCCGAGAAUCAGAAGCAACGGGGCUGGGCGGCGAGGACAAAGGUUGACGCGGAGUGCUGCUGCGGCCCGAGAAGAGCGGCCGGCCGCCGGUCUGGGGAGCUCAGGGUACAGCGACCCGAGGGAGAAGAGAGUGUCUAUGCCUGCCCCUACAACUCCUCAGACUGCUCCGAGGGUGACGGGAGGAGAACACAGCCCCGCAGCAGGCAGCCGCCCCCGGCCAGGGCCCCAGUGAGCGACAGGGGGCUCCCUUCUCCUUGUUGCGGCUGCUGCUGA
Molecule: messenger RNA, 1095 nt
Organism: Chelonoidis abingdonii (Abingdon island giant tortoise)
Lineage: Eukaryota; Metazoa; Chordata; Testudines; Testudinidae
Gene: MNX1
Product: motor neuron and pancreas homeobox 1
Biological process (GO): neuron projection morphogenesis; central nervous system development; endocrine pancreas development
Cellular component (GO): nucleus
Molecular function (GO): sequence-specific double-stranded DNA binding
Source: RefSeq, a predicted model, not a curated record